Molecule: messenger RNA, 2808 nt
Organism: Passer montanus (Eurasian tree sparrow)
Lineage: Eukaryota; Metazoa; Chordata; Aves; Passeriformes; Passeridae
Gene: ADAT2
Product: adenosine deaminase tRNA specific 2
Exons: 6
Coding region: 66-599 (177 amino acids)
Biological process (GO): tRNA wobble adenosine to inosine editing
Cellular component (GO): nucleus; cytoplasm
Molecular function (GO): tRNA-specific adenosine-34 deaminase activity
Source: RefSeq, a predicted model, not a curated record
UGCCGCGGCGGCGGAAGGGGCGGAGGCGGCGGCGGCGCUGCCCCGGAACCAGCGGCGGGCCCGGCAUGGCGGAGGCGGGGGAGGCGGCCCUGCUGGCCUGGAUGGACCAGGCGCUCGACGUGGCUAAGGAGGCGCUGGAGAAAGGGGAGGUUCCCGUGGGCUGCCUGCUGGUCUACAACGGCGAGGUCAUAGGCAGGGGCAGGAACGAGGUCAACGAGACGAAGAACGCUACUCGACACGCAGAAAUGGUGGCAAUCGACCAGGUCCUUGAGUGGUGCAAGCAACACAAGAGGGAUUACAGGGAGGUGUUUCCGCAGCUGGUGCUGUACGUAACUGUAGAGCCCUGUAUCAUGUGUGCAGCUGCCCUGUGCUUGAUGAAAAUUCCACGUGUCGUGUAUGGCUGUCGAAAUGAGCGAUUUGGAGGCUGUGGCUCCGUGUUGAGCAUCUCGUCUGAUGAUAUGGUGGACUCAGGAGACCCAUUUGAAUGCUCUUCUGGCUAUCGUGCUGAAGAAGCAGUGGAAUUGUUAAAAGCUUUUUACAGGCAAGAAAAUCCCAAUGCACCAAAAUCCAAAGUACGGAAGAAGGAUCGUCGUCAGUAGCCCUACCCUGGUGGGACACAGAAGCACACCAAAAAAUUAUAUGUGAAGGUUUCUUCAGCAUGCUGCUUUUUUAAAUGUGCAGUUCAAACAAACUAUGUUUUAAUUUUCUCUACAGAGUUUUUACCAAUAGGAUACUUAGUAUCUGUUCCUGCAUUUCUUUAUUUAUGACUUCUUGUUAUCAUGACAAAACAAAAGAGUAAAUGGCUGUUUUUAGAAAGAGGAAAAUUGGUGGUUCAAGUCCACUUGUUUACAGACAGAUCCAUUAAAAUGGUGCUUCACAUUCUAGAAUAUUUUUUUCCUUCUAUGUGUGGAAAAGCUUUUCAAUAGCAAAUGUUUGCUUACGCAAGCAAGUAACUCUCUUGGAAGGUUACAUUUGUAAGUCCUUUACAGUCUGUGUGUAUAUUUAUUCAAAAGGCAUAUAAAGGAAUUGUACAAUCCUCAAAGACUUAGGACAAUUGCAAAUGUUUCCUCAUUCUUUUCUACCUUAGCAUAAGCUAGAUUUUCAAAGGUAAUUUUUUAAAGUCACAUAUCUGUGUAGACAGGGACAUACACACAAUCACAUGUCUGUUUGUGUCUGCUGUUGCUUAAUAAGGAUAAACAAAUAUCACUUGCCUGCACAGCACCUUCAUACAAAGUUGUGGAGAAACUCUCCACAACUCUCUUUAGCCUGUCUACUCCUCUUGUGAAUAUCAGUAUAAUAAAUACUUUAUUUUUAAGAAUCCACUACUCAGAAGUUGUUCUGAGCUCCUAAAUUCUAAAAAUUAUAUACUAAAUAUAUAUAUAUAUAUUGUGUGUAUAUAUAUAUAUGUGUGUGUGUAUAUGUAUUAGUGUGCAUAUAUAUAUGUGUGUGUAUAUAUAUUAGUGUGCAUAUAUAUAUAUGUGUGUAUAUAUAUAUACACACACAUAUAUAAUAAUUUUAUACUAAAUUAUAGUAACCAAAAUGGGCAAAUACAAGUGAAAACCCAGAAAUGAAGUUGGUAAUAACAUGAAUAAAAUAUAUUUAAGACACUUAUCUUUUCAUAGUGCUGGUUGGCUUUGUCAUUUCCAUGUACUUUGCUUGGCCAUGCAGUAAUUUAUAAUCCAGAAGAGGGCCUUCAAGUUCCACUAAUGAAUUAAGAAUACAAGUACGGUUCAAUCUUGAUUGUGUACCUCUUAGUGGAUACUUACAUGAAGGAUGAAAUUGUUGGUAGUUUAUUUGGCUGUUACUCAGAAAUUUGAGAAAUGCUGUAGCUUUUUUUGUUUUAUGCAGAAGAGUGUUCAAAAUUUUGUAACUAUCAAAACUGAAUACAGUUAAAUUUUUUAGCUAUUUCAAAUAAAUACUUUCAAAAGUGUUUUUAAGAAGAAUAUUAAAAGCAUUACUUUGUCACCAUUGCUCUUAAUAACUUUCAAUUUGUAUUUCAUGUUUUUACUCAAUGUUUACAAAAUGACAUGGGAAAGAAGUGUUUUUACCAUAAUAGCUAUUUUCAGAGUUUAGAAAUAAUAUUUUUGCCUUAAGCCUUUAACUGAUGUCAGUAGCCUAUCCUAUUCUCCUGACCAUUACUUAGAGCUAUCUUUGAGUCCUUGCCAUUCCAUAAACAAAAGUUAUGACUGUGUUUGUAGAUUUAAUCUGCCUCAGAGCUCGAAGGGCUUGUGAACCAGACAGCUAAGCUGGAAAACUAUUUAGGAAAAGACCAUUUUUAAUGACUGGGAUGGCUUUAUUGGAAAGAAACAGGCAUGCUUGUGUUUAUGGUAUUUGGCUGGUGAUAGAAGAUGGCAAUUUAUCACUAUAGAUAUAUUCACAUCUCAGCUGCACCCUAAUUUUCUUAUACCUUGAAGAAAUCACUGAAGUCCAAGUUAAAGACAUCAGACAUCUGGCUCGUCACUGAUCAGUGACAGUAGGAAUUGGAGCCUUCAUUCUGUUUUGAGCCAGGACCUAAAUCUCUCAACAUUGUUUCUUUUUCAGUGGGGCUAUGAGGACUUUCCUUUCCCAUUGCCUUCAGAAGGAUGUUGUUAUUGGAACAUGUGUGACAGUAGGAGCCAUGUAAAUAAGUAGAAAGAUUACUGGUAGUAGGACAAAACACAUUUUAAAAGCUUUGUCCAAUUUUUCAACCCUUAAGUUGGAACAAAAUAUUUUGUCAGUGGUAACCUGUCACUUAAUAAACAGUUUGAGUCUUGUGCAAAGUCAAAAGAGGCUGAAGAGGAUGAGAAAAAUAAAAAUUUCUUUUGAGAG